AUGGGGCCUCUAAUCAAAGUCUUCGGUAGGACUGGCACCCGCAACCUAAGGAUUCAUAUAGAUGCAUCCGUGGCUGAUGCUUAUAAUGAGCAAGGAUGGAGGCUGCCGCAUCCAAGAUCAGAUACGGAAGUUGCGCUUCACUCCUUUCUCACUACCUUUCCUACACCAUCGCUAGACAGAGGUCCCGACAUCUUUAGUUGGUCAACAGAGGGACAAUCACACCCGGUUUUCUCUUCCUCAAGGACAUGGGAAGUGCUGAGACCUAGAGCUCCAACCCAGGCCACUGCAAAACACAUAUGGUUCAGUGGAGCUACACCUAAGCAUGCUUUCCAUUUAUGGGUUACAAAUCUGAACAGGUUACCUACAAGAUGCCGCCUUGCUUCUUGGGGUUUACAGAUCCAAACUGACUGCUGCAUCUGCUCGACACAACAGGAAACCAGGGACCACUUGAUGCUCUCUUGCCCUUAUGCUGGGGUCUUAUGGACUGAAAUUAAUCGUAGGAUCAGAGACCCGGUACCACCAUUCUCAAACUGGUCGCACCUCAUCCAGUGGGCUUCGUCGUCCACUUCCUUGACGCCAUCAGUGCUGCGUAUGAUGGUGGUUCAAGCCCUAACUUACACCAUCUGGCAACAGAGAAAUAAUAUGCUUCACAACCAGACCCUGCUCCCUCCAUUGGUGGCUUUCAAAGGAAUUAAUAGACACAUCAUUGAUUCAAUCUAUACAGCAAGGAAGCGAAGAAAAUUCAGCUCCCUUAUGGCACUUUGGCUCAUAUGA
This is a messenger RNA of Brassica napus (rape), 774 nucleotides long. RefSeq lists its product as uncharacterized. The coding region runs from base 1 to 774 and encodes 257 amino acids. The transcript has a single exon. The record is from RefSeq and is a predicted model, not a curated record. Lineage: Eukaryota; Viridiplantae; Streptophyta; Magnoliopsida; Brassicales; Brassicaceae.